UGCAGUAAGUGUCCAACUUUGUGCUGGAUCCUAAUUCCGAUAGUUGGGAGAAAAUGGAGUCUCAUCUCAUUCAAGUCCGCCUGUACUUCAAAUAAAUACUAACCAGACUUCUUACACCAAGAAACGUUACUGAACAACAGCCGGUUUGGCAUUAAGGCACAGAUGAAAUCCAAAAUGGAGUGGGGCAGGCAUGACUACGUGUGUCUUCAAGUGAAGAGGAAGGAGCAGGAAUUUGGCCCCUAAAAAGCAUGAAAUGCGAGUAGGAUUACAAUCAGCUGGACCCAACCACAGCAAAGACACGAGUAGCAGGACUUCUGUCUCUCCAAAUAUCUCUUCGCCCCUGUGGAGUGUUACCUACAGUGUCCAAGGAGUUCUGGCACCUGGUGGGAGAGAGCGGGACAAUUGUGGACAGUCUGUGUGUGCGUGUGCGUGUGUGUGCGUGCGUGUGUGCGCGUGUCUGUGUGUCUGUGUGUGAGUGUGUGUGUUAGUAUGUUUGCUGUGCUGCGUAUUAGGGUAUAAGUGUGUGUGUGUAUGGCUGUGUGUAUUAGCGUGUUUGUGGUGGCGUGCAUUCGUUUUUAGGUGUGUGUGUGUGUGUGUGUGUGUGUGUGUGUGUGUGUGUGUGAGCAUUAGUUUUUAGGUGUGUGUGUGUGUGUGCAUGUGUGUGAGCAUUAGUUUUUGAUAGCACCCAGGAGGAAGGGGACCUGGUCCAGCCAUGAGACCAAAGACCUUCCCUGCCGCCCCCUACGUGGGGAACACCCGCCAGCGGCUGCAGGAGAUCAAAGAGGGGCUGAAGCAGCCGGCCAAGCUGGUGAGCCAGGCCCUGCACGGCGGUCCGCGGGCGGAGGGGGGGCGCGGCGGGGACCCCAAGGGCAAGGACCCCGCCGGCCGGCAGCAGCAGCUGCGGCCGCCGCAGAAGUUCAACAACUACCAGAACGCCCUGCGCGAGAUUCGCAAGUCCCUCAUGCCCUUCGCCAACGAGUCGGGCCCCGCCUCCGGCUCCGCCCACGCCGGCGGGGACGUCAACCGGCAGAUGCUGCAGGACCUGGUCAACGCCGGCUGCGACCAGGAAAUGGCUGUGCGGGCCCUCAAACAGACAGGAAGCAGGAACAUCGAGGCAGCGCUGGAGUUCAUCAGCAAGAUGGGUUACCUGGACGCCCGCAACGAGCAGAUCGUACGUGUCAUCAAGCAGACUUCGCCUGGAAAAGGCGGCAUACCAAACUCUGUGGACCGUGGACCAGCAUUGGAGGGACCAAGCGAUGCUGCUAUGCCACCCUACCACCAGAUGGGGGCAGGGGCACCUCUGUAUGAGGGGCCUGGAUAUGGAGUUGAGGCUGCCUACAUGGGCAACCCAUAUGAUGCAACCUAUAUGAUGCCCUCUUCCUCCGCCCAAAGUGCCCCGCUGGGCAGGCCCCCGAAUAUGGGCCCCUACCCCCCUGCCAUGUCAGCUCAGAACCCCCCAGGGAACCCCAUGUUCCCACCCGCCGCCCAGCAGAAGGCGUACCCGGGCAACGUGGAGCAGGCCAUGAUGAGCUAUCCUGUACCCAGCCAGCCCCUGCAACUCCAGCCACCUCCACCAGGGGGACCCGGAGGGCCGCACUAUGACUACAGUCGAGCGCCGCACCUGAUGGAGCCGUCGGGUUACGGCGUCCAGAGGAGCUCCUCCUUCCAGAACAAGAUGGCGCCGCAGCCUGAUAACUAUGUCAACAUGCAGGGCAAAGGCCCCCUCGGGCAAAAUGGCGGCGGGUACCCCCCCAACCUGUACCUGUCACCCCACUCCCACCCCCGACAGUCCAGCCCAACCUCCCACCAGGUGCAUAUGCUCUCCCGCGCUCCUGCAGGUGCAGGAGCUAUGGGCCCCGACUUCCCUGAUAUCCCCCAAGCCCUGCUCACGCCCUCUAGGGCCAGCGUUAACCUGGACCUCUAUGAGCACCACUGGGCCCCACAGGGCCCGGUCAACCCUGAAGGGGCCCCUGCCAGGCAACCACAAGGGCCCUUCAGGGGAGAGGUCCGCAUACCCAGCAGGACCAACUCCUUCAACAACCACCAGAAGGUCAAUGUCACCGUCAGGCAAAACAUGCCCGCUGCUGUGAAGCAGGACCCUGCCCUGGGACCUCCAAACACCAUCACCGCGGUGACGUCCCCGCCCAUCCAGCAGCCCGUCAAGAGCAUACGGGUGAUGAGGCCAGAGCCCAAAACUGCCGUGGGGCCCUGUCACCCCGGCUGGCUGGCCACCCAGACGCAGGACGUGCCCGACUCCCACGCCUACGCAGCGGAUGACGCCUACGCUCUGGAACCCGGCGAGUACUGCAACCCAGAGCCGCGCUGUCCGCCCCCGCCCUACCCCAAAACCUUGCUGAUGACGGGGGCCAGUGCUGAACCCAUGCCCCUGGAGGGGAACGCCAUGUGUGCGGAGCUCCCGCCUUCCAGGCCCCUCCCCGAGGAGACCCUCGCCACGGACAAGGCCAAAGCCGGCAAAGCCGAGAAGGUCGUCAAGGACAAGAAGCAGAUCCAGACGUCCCCGGUGCCGGUGAGGAAGAACGCGCGAGAUGAGGAGAAGAGGGAGUCCCGCAUCAAGAGCUACUCGCCCUUCGCCUUCAAGUUCUACAUGGAGCAGCACGUGGAGAACAUCAUGAAGACCUACCAGCAGAAGCUGAACAGGAGGCUGCAACUGGAGCAGGAGAUGUCAAAGGCAGGGCUGUCUGAAGCCGAGCAGGAGCAGAUGAGGAAGAUGCUCUACCAGAAGGAGUCCAACUACAACCGUCUGAAGCGUGCCAAGAUGGACAAGUCCAUGUUCGUGAAGAUCAAGACGCUGGGCAUCGGGGCCUUCGGCGAGGUGUGCCUGACGCGCAAGGUGGACACGGGCGCGCUGUACGCCAUGAAGACGCUGCGCAAGAAGGACGUGCUCAACCGCAACCAGGUGGCCCACGUCAAGGCCGAGCGGGACAUCCUGGCCGAGGCCGACAACGAGUGGGUGGUGCGGCUCUACUACUCCUUCCAGGACCGCGACUGCCUGUACUUCGUCAUGGACUACAUCCCGGGCGGGGACAUGAUGAGCCUGCUCAUCCGCAUGGGCACCUUCGCCGAGGAGCUGGCCCGCUUCUACGUGGCGGAGCUCACCCUGGCCAUCGAGAGCGUCCACAGGAUGGGCUUCAUCCACCGCGACAUCAAGCCCGACAACAUCCUCAUCGACCUGGACGGACACAUCAAGCUCACCGACUUCGGCCUCUGCACAGGCUUCCGCUGGACCCACAACUCCAAGUACUACCAGAAAGGGAGCCACAUAAGGCAGGACAGCAUGGAGCCCAGUGACUUCUGGGACGACGUGUCGAACUGUCGCUGCGGUGACCGGCUGAUGACCCUGGAGCAGCGGGCGACCCGGCAGCACCAGCGCUGCCUGGCCCACUCCCUGGUGGGCACGCCCAACUACAUCGCCCCCGAGGUGCUGCUGCGCAAAGGGUACACCCAGCUGUGCGACUGGUGGAGUGUUGGGGUGAUCCUUUUCGAGAUGCUGGUUGGACAGCCCCCGUUUCUGGCCUCUACCCCAACUGAGACACAGAUUAAGGUGAUAAACUGGGAGAGCACUCUGCAGGUGCCCGCGCAGGUGCAGCUUAGCCCCGAGGCCGUGGACUUCAUCGGGCGUCUCUGCUGCUCGGCCGAGGAGAGGCUGGGGGGCAACGGGGCGGACGAGAUCAAGGCCCACCCCUUUUUCAACCAGAUGGACUUCUCCAGCAACCUGCGCACCCAGCCGGCCCCCUACCGGCCCAAGAUCAGCCACCCCAUGGACACCUCCAACUUCGACCCCGUGGCGGAGGACGGGGCGGGGGCGUGGAGCGGCAGCGGGGACAGCGCCAGGGCCUGGGACGCGCUGGGCUCCGCCCACGGCAAGCACCCCGAGCACGCCUUCUACGAGUUCACCUUCCGCAGGUUCUUCGACGACAACGGCUGCCCCUUCCGCUACCCCAAGCCCCCCGAGCCGGCCCCGUCCCCCCCCAGCAGCAGCCCCCCGGGGCCGGAGGAAGAGCAGGCCGAGGGCUGCGAGCCCGUUUACGUGUAGAGGUGCCCCGCCCAUCACCCCCAGCUCUUACUCCUAAUGAUUCAGACAUGGCCUGUGGCUCUGUGUGUGUGUGUGUGUGUGUGUGUGCGCACAUUUGUGUAAGUGUGUGUGUUUGUGUGAGUGUGUGUGUUUGUGUGAGUGUGUGUGUGCGUGUGUAUGUAUGUGUGAGAGAAUGUUUGUAUUUCCAUCUGUAUGCAGAUGCAUGGACACCCCUUUAGUCCCCCUGGCCUGGUAUGGGACCUGGCCCUCCCUUUGGUCCCUCCAAAAAAAUGCACCUGCUUCUUCCUUCACCUGGAAUGCUGAACUCUGGGAACUGGAGUCUUCCUUUACAGUCAGCCGACAAUUCAACCAUACGGUGCACAGGAGCCAACAUGAAUCAAACUGUUACUAACAAAAUCCAACGUGGGACCAAGAAACAUCUGUUCAAAGGUCUCCCAAGAGACGAGAAGGGAGAGAGAGAGAAUGUGAGCGAGGAUGAGAGAAUUUAGGUCAGAAAUUCAAUCUGAUAACAGGAGACCAAUAUCAGCAACAACAAAAAAAAAACACAGACCUCACCUUUAUGGUCAGUUUUUUGACCAGGCUUGGAUCCGACCAGACCAUUGACUGCAUUGAAAGGUUUCCAGUCUUAUUAUGUGUUUUGUUAGAGAGGCCUAUGUACGGGACACCGUAUCUGAGAGCAGUAGUGUAAUGGGGAUAACGGCAUCAGACAGACGACGGCUACAGGGCGCUGAUGUCAGAUGCGUGGAGGCCUGCUGGUGUGACAGAGCGUUUUUCGAUGGGGAGGGGCUGUGGUCUGUGUGAUGCUUCACUCUUUUGUUGUGGUCAGGCUGUCACUGGGGGGCCCUGAGGUUAAGUGAGAAAAGUACCGCUUUUUCUGCUACAGCAAAAACUGAAAUAAGCUACCGAAACUGAGCGGGGUCAUGUGACCCGGAAUAGGCCGAAAUGUUCGGGAGCGCGACGGACGCGGCCCAGCGGUGCAAGAGAACGGGCGGGACUCGCAUGUGCAGACGUAACGGCACCCGACGAUAUUAAAGCCCGUUCCCUGAGCAGAGAGAGAACAAUGUGACCUCAUCCCGUUUGCAGGACAUGAAGAACUGGCCCGGCGCUGACCCAUCCCUUCAGUGCGUGACUUUGGCAAACCAUGCUGCUGCUGUUCCGAGUGCAUCCCCUCCCAGCGUCACAUUGUUUUCACAUUGUUUCCACAUUGUUUUGACGUUUCCAUGGGAACAGUGUCUGAAUGUGAUACCAGAGAUUGGUCUCGACGGGGCUGUCAAUCUUAUCGGGAAUCUUGGGCUGUUUCGCCGUUUUUUACCCCCGUCUUUGAAGGUAUGCCAUGAAAGUCAGGAAGUGCUCAGAACUUUUUGUUUGGCCACACAAAGAGGCAAGUCCAACCAAAAAUUUACCAUGAAUUUUUCUCCCAAUUUUUUUUUCUCAGUUUCUUGACAUGAAUAAUCCCAAGGUUCUCCUUAAUUCACCUCACUGAGCACCUUGAUGUGUUGCAGGUUCUCUUGUAAGUCCAUUUUUAUUUCUGCACCAAUAUUGAUCUUUGGUUCAUAUUUAUAAAUAUAUUUCAGGGAAGUAAGAGUGUCUAUUAACGUGUCCAACUCAAAAUGGUAUUACAAGGGGAGCUACACAUUAUGUUAUUUAUCUGCGUAUCUUAGCAUGUGUCUUUCACCCGCACGAUUAACAGUGUUUUAAAAUGACACGUUCAGUCACCUGUUUAUGCAGCUCCAAGCCUAAGGGAACUGCAGUAAUAUCCCAUUUAGGAUUCAAACCCGUGACCCUAAAGCCUAAUUUAUUCCUGGUUCAGGACACUUUCUCUCAAAGUCGCGCACCUCUACAAUUACGCUAUGUUGCGAACGCCGUCAUUUUGUCGUGCAGUGCAAUUGGACAGUUUACAAAUGUAAAGAAGUGAUCAGGAGUUUGGAGUCUCGCCGAAAUAUAAAUGCCAAACUCUGUGCCACUUACCGAAGGUGUCAUGCGACAAGGUAUAGAUUAGGCUUUGGUUAGAGGGCACUGCCCUAACCACUACCCCACCGGAUGCACCUUGACAGAAGCAACCCCAACAGUAUUAUCAUCAAAAUUCAGAAAAUAUCAGAAUCCAGAUAGGUGCUCACUGAGGUGCUGAGGUUGACACUGUGGAGGACAGUUUUAAAGAAAACUCAGUGGAGAGAAAAGUAAAUGUUGAUUGCAGAGAAAAAAUGUAUGCGAUAGUAUGACAAUGUGCAAUACAGAAAAUAUGAUAUAUAGUUUUCUACAUGUUACAAAAUAUCAUUUUUAUUUACAUUUUAAUAUUGAAAUACAUUAUAUAUGAAUAUAUAUUAUUUCUGUUUAUAUCUUUUGAAUAUAUUUACAUGACCUAAUGCUGCUUAUAAUAAUAUUUGUUAUUAUUUUUUUCCUUCUAUUUUCCUUUCUUCUUAUGAAAAGCGUGGAUUUGAUUGAAAGUUUGUACGGUGUGAUGUGACGAGCUGUGUGCCAUCUAAACGAAUGUCUUGAGGGUGUAUUGGCCGCACAAAGAUCAGUGUUUCUGACUAAUGAUGAGUGAGAUGUCCCUUCUGUUCACUCACAGGCCGGUCCUGUGUGAGAGAUGGGGGGGGAGAGAGAGAGGGAGAGAGAGAGAGGGAGGGAAAUGGAGAGGGAGAGAGGAAAGCCAACAAAACCUAAUGGUACACAGAGAACAGACUACUUGGUGAUUAUGAAAAACAUCAACAGUUUACCCUUUACAAUGGAGAAGCAUGCAGCUGAAAGUUAAGGCACAUUUUAUAUUGAAGUGCUUGCAGUUGUGGGUUUCCCCUUUGGACCAUUUUUAAAGUGUUUAUGAUACAAGGUAAUGCCAAGGAAGUGCCAUGUCAGUAUUUCUGUCACCGCUUGUGAAUCAUCCCCAUUGCAUAACUGUGUGACAUCACCCUUGGGUAACAAAAGUGCUGUGACAGAGGUAUGUUGUAAAAUGAAAGAAAAGAACGGAUAGUCACCUGGUGUGUGAGCUGUUUCAGAGCAUUAAUGUGUCCUAUCGACUGAUGUUUGAAUGUCCUAUAAAUGCUGCUGUUGGAAGAUGAAGGCUGUAGAUUUAGAAUGUCGGCACAGAUUCUCUGAUAAUUGCAACUCAAGUAGCUAUGACAGUUUAUUGAAAAGAACCAUAAAUUCAAUUUAGAUCCAUCGAAUAAAACUUUUGACGUGUAUCUUCUUAAAGUACAAUGUAAAUACAAUCUGCAACAAAGACUUUUGACCAUAGAGUGUGUAUUCUGUCACAGGAAUAUAUAUAGCGCUAACACCAACAGAGAUAACCGUUAUGCAGAUGGCAGCAUUUCUGACAUGGCUGCCACAACAGUAAAGAAAAACAAUAUCUUCUUCAUUUGGACAUGGCCACUUAGCUACCUCCAGAGAUAAUUUUGUGAAACUAAAGAAUGACACAAAGUUGUAAGCAGAAGUAAAUUUUCUGUCUGUUCAAUAGCACGGCAUAAUAAAACCCAGCGGUGGGUGGAGUUGCUGCUCUGUAUGCUUGGGGAAUACACCUGCCACAGACAUAUUGCCAAGGAACAAUGUUUUGGCUGGACACAGGACCUCAUCUGCUGAGGAUGACGAUCAUUGUGGCCAGUCAGAAGUGACCCACUGUGUACCUCAGGCUUCCUCUGUCCGUCUCCAUUCGGGCGUGAACAGACAGGGUCCAUGCAUGGGCACGGGCUGAAAAUGGGAGGGGUAGAUCGGUUAAUGACAUGGCUUAACAUGGUUGAGGCAUCCCUCAACCCAGGAGACUAGAGUGUACGUCAGCUAUUAACAACGCCAACCACAGCAGGCCAGGUUAAGGACUCCUUGGAUCAAUGCAGUGGUUUCCAAAACUCUCCUCAGGUACCCCCAGCCAGAUACAGGUAUUUGAUCUGUUCCUCCUCAAGCACACCUGAUGAUAACUAAGCUCUUGACUAGUUGCAAAAGGUGUGCUUGAGGUGGAACACAUCAAAAACCUGGAUCAGGCAGGGGGACCUCAAGGAGAGGAUUGGGAACCACUGGAUCAGUGAUAUAACCCUUUUGGAAGACAGUGAAGUCCUGUUAGAGAUCUUGUCUGCCCCAGUCUACAGGGUCUGUUAACUUGUGAUAAGAACGUGUGCCAAUUCACAUUCUUCAAGAUAGAAUACUCAGUGAAAAUUAGUUUAAUGAAAAAAAAAAAGAUUUUUAUAGUCAUGUAUUUUUUAUUGUGUGUUGUGCGUCUCUUGAAUGACUUGGAAUUUGGUGUGAAAGUGCUGACAGACAAUCUUUGACUGACUUAAUACCUUAUUUAGAACUGAAUCAUUAUACUGUUUUACUAUGUGUGUAUUAUUUGUAUUUUUCCCAAUGAGGGUUUUUGUCUUAUAUGCCCCCUUCCAUGUUUAAUACAAUACUGUUGCUCUUGCGAUAUAUUUAUACAGAUACACAUAUUUUUUGUAUUUUUAUUUUCUUCAGUUCCCUCUCUGCCUUCAUUAACCUCUGUGUCUGUUGUGUAUAAACAUUAAUAAGAACCAUGUAUCUUUUUACAUUUAUGUAUGAGAUGAGUAUUUGUAAAAAAAAAACAAAAAAAAAAAACAAAAAGAAAAAACAAGGCUGACUUGUUUUAAUGUCCUGAUAUGUGUAAAAACAUAUAUAUACUGUAUGUAUAAAUUAACUUCAGUAUUA
Anguilla anguilla (European eel) is the source of this 8698-nucleotide messenger RNA. It is a transcript of the gene lats2, whose product is annotated as large tumor suppressor kinase 2. Lineage: Eukaryota; Metazoa; Chordata; Actinopteri; Anguilliformes; Anguillidae. Gene Ontology annotation, molecular function: protein binding; ATP binding; protein serine/threonine kinase activity. Gene Ontology annotation, cellular component: nucleus; spindle pole. Bases 713 to 4054 code for a protein of 1113 amino acids. The record is from RefSeq and is a predicted model, not a curated record. Gene Ontology annotation, biological process: G1/S transition of mitotic cell cycle; regulation of organ growth; peptidyl-serine phosphorylation. The transcript is spliced from 9 exons.